Messenger RNA from Triticum aestivum (bread wheat), 805 nucleotides. RefSeq lists its product as uncharacterized. NCBI's taxonomy places the organism in Eukaryota, Viridiplantae, Streptophyta, Magnoliopsida, Poales, Poaceae. The transcript has 3 exons. The coding region runs from base 144 to 536 and encodes 130 amino acids. The record is from RefSeq and is a predicted model, not a curated record.
CCCAUUCUCGCUAUAAAUACCAGCGUCCAGCCAUUGGAGGCCCCAUUCCAUUCUGUUUAGCUAAUACUCCUCCUACUCACCUCACCCCCUCCGGCCCCAGCUUUGCUUCUCUUCUUCUCCACCUACUGUGCCGCGCAAGCCCAAUGGAGAAGGCGAGGAGGCGGCAGGUGCCGGCGUUCGGGGAGUGGAACUACUGCCACGGCAACGACGAGCCGCCGGCCGAGCGCUACGCCCCGGAGCCGGAGGACCGCAGCGACGUGUGGUUCAAGUACUCGCCGCCUCCGCACAAGCCGGCGCCCAAGAAGACGAGGAGCGACGUGGCUCGGGAGAAGCAGGGGAGGCGCGCGAGGGCGCCGGAAGGCGGCGGCCUGGCGAGCGCCACGUCCAGAGCCGCCUCCGCGUCCAGGGUGGUGCGGCCGGUCGACGAGGACCUGUACCAGGUGCCUCCGCCGGAGCUCGCCUCCCGCCGGUACCGGCCAAGACGGAAGAGGAGCCUGUGGAUGGAGUGCCUGGGCCUCAACUCGUGCGUCGCCUGAACACUUGUGGAUGGGGUGCUUUGCUGCAUGCUCGUCCUUGACAAUUAAGGAGUAGACCGAUCGGCCGGUCGAAUGCUAGCUGUGUGUUUUGUUUUGUUUUGUGAUCUCUCCGGCUGAUUAUGGCUUGUAAUGCUUUCUACUAGCUACUAGUUUUUGUUUCCAGCGCAAGUUGUACUCCAAGGCCAGCAGCAGGUCUGGUCUCGUGCCUAGGCUGGGCUGGGUCGAUGUGUGGAGAGUAUAGAUUAAGACUGACGUUCUUUGAGGUUGUU